AUGGAGGUCAACACUGACCUGCCGUUCGACGACGACGGCAGCGUCAUUGGUCUGACCGAAGUCGAUCCCUCACCCGUCGACACACCGCCCGAAUACCGAGAAAAGAGCUAUUUCCCAGACCAAGAGCGGCCUGAGGGGGGAGAGACAGAGGAAAUGCGGGGGAUCAGACGGAUGAAUACUCUAGGACUUAGGUUAGGUGAAAGAGGACCUGCUUGGUGGCUCCUUCGCAUCCAAAAGUACUCGUCGUACACAUUCACCGCAUUUGCCGCCCUGCACAUAACAAACGUCUCCAUAAUACCGUUGGCUACCCGCUCCGUCGUCGAAAGUAACCGCUACCUUCUUCUGACCCGUCCAUACUACCAGUCUGCUCUAACAGAACCCCUGCUUGUUGCCCUGCCAUUGGCCGCACACAUUACGUCUGGAAUUGCGCUGAGGUUUUGGAGAAGACGGCAAGCGCUACUGCGAUAUGGCGCUGAGACACGGAGAGAAAAGCGCACCAUUCCCUGGCCGGUGCUCAGUGGGACGAGUGCCUUGGGGUAUGCGUUAAUACCCCUAGCUGGCUUUCACAUCUGGACAACGAGAAUAUUGCCAUUGUAUGCACACGGCGAUUCGUCGCUGAUAAGUCUUAACUACAUCUCACAUGGCUUUGCGCUGCAUCCUAAGGUUUCCUUUGCCGGCUUCACAGCCCUUGUGAGCGUCGGCGCAUGGCAUUUUGUCUGGGGUGCGGCCAAGUGGUUGGGCUUUGCACCAAGCCAAGUCAAGAAUACAGAAGAGAACAGAGCGCUGGUUAGGAAGAGGAGAUGGUACUCUAUCAACGGAAUCAGUGCUGCUCUGACUUUGCUGUGGCUGGGUGGCAGUCUUGGUGUUGUCGGCCUAGAGGGAACGAUGCCAGGAUGGGUGGGCAAGGAGUACGAUGAACUGUACAAAUACCUGCCGAUCAUUGGGAAAAGGUAA
Molecule: messenger RNA, 954 nt
Organism: Bipolaris sorokiniana ND90Pr
Lineage: Eukaryota; Fungi; Ascomycota; Dothideomycetes; Pleosporales; Pleosporaceae
Exons: 2
Coding region: 1-954 (317 amino acids)
Biological process (GO): lipid homeostasis; mitochondrion organization
Cellular component (GO): mitochondrial outer membrane
Source: RefSeq, a predicted model, not a curated record